Molecule: messenger RNA, 1320 nt
Organism: Moesziomyces antarcticus
Lineage: Eukaryota; Fungi; Basidiomycota; Ustilaginomycetes; Ustilaginales; Ustilaginaceae
Exons: 1
Coding region: 1-1320 (439 amino acids)
Source: RefSeq, a predicted model, not a curated record
AUGGCGCCCAAGAAGGCAGCGGGCUCAGCAGGUGGCUCGCCUUCAAAGGCGACCCACGCCUCGCGUGCAGCUGCGCUGCUCUCCAAAGCACGCGCACAAGCCUCGUCGCACCCAGCCGCCUCCACCUCUCGCGCCUCCACCACCCCUUCUCCGACCAAGCCAUCUGGCGCCGUCUCAUCAUCCGCGAUCCCGCUACCGGAGCUGCUCAAGACGCUGUCGUCGAAAGGCGGGCUGACGAUGCGCGAUGCGAUGGCGGUGGCGGGUAAGCUGAUCAAUGCGCGCGCCAACACGCCCGAGGCACUGGCGCACAUCUCGCUCAUCAUGCUCCAGGAUAUCGGCAUCGAGUCGGAGGAGCAUCGCAAACGUGCAGUGCUUGCAUUCAAAGGCAAACGCGCCGCGGGCUUCAUUGCCACCUCCCCCGCUACCUCCUCGGCUGGAUUGGCGCCCGAUUUCGGCACGUUCCGUAAGCGACGACGUGCUGAUGACGACGAGACGCUCGGAAGGGAGUAUGGCAACGUCGCUGCGCCGUCCGACUCGCGUGCGCGGCGACCAGUCCAGAUCGAGUAUACGUUCAACGAGGUGCUCGAGGCCGAUGCCUUGCGUGGUCGAUAUGCGGUGGUGAAUCGCGCGCCCGUCAUGACAGCAUGGGCCGUGGUGCUGUUGGAAAGGCUGGGGUUUAGUAGGCGCGAGGCAUUGAGUCUGGCGCACUGCUAUGUCAACUACACCAGCACCAUGCGCGGCAUCAGCCUCGGCAUCAUCCCUGCGGCGGAGAAAGAACGCGCAGUGCAUACGGUGGGCCCGAACCAGCCGCACUUUGAGCUGAUGGGCGUCAAGAUCCCCGUGAUGCACAUGCAGGACGGCACCUACCGCGGCAUCAGUGCCGGCGAAGUGGUCGGGCCCGAAAAGGCGUUCAGCUACAUGCGCAAAGCAAUGGCCCAAACCCUGGCCAGCGUCGUUGGCGCCCUGACCCUGCUGGCGGAUAGCUUUAUGGAGGAGCAGGCAGGAGGAGAGUAUGGAGGCGAGUAUCUGAAUCAGAGGGGGUACGAGCUGUAUGCCGAGUUCCGACCGGGGACGGCGGGCGAGUGGGGGAAAAAGGGUAGACUGUGGUACGAUAAGAUCCUCGCGCUCCGAAGAGGGUGCGAGGACGAGCUGAGGGAGUGGAACAACAAGCAGGCGUUGCUCGAGCAGGACGGUCCGGCCGAAGAGGAGUGGGCCGAGGACGUCGAACGUCUCGUUCAGGAGGAGUUGGACAAAGAACACGCUCAGCAUGCCCAGGUUAAGGCCGAAGUUUCAUCCACGAAGCAAGAAGCGGAGACGUAG